GUCGCGCAAGACUCCGAGUUGCUAGUCGGUUGCGGAGCGAUGGUGUUCGAGGGGACCGUGGUCUGGAUGUGAAGCUGUGCGGAGACUGGGACACGCCAACCGUCUGCCUGUGAAUAUGAGCAAGGAAGAGCCGCCGCGUCGAGCCGCUUCCUUUAAAUUCACCAUCGACAGCAUUCUCAAUCUGAAGUCGAGCGGACGCGCGUUUGACAGCUGUCACUCGAAGGCGACGCGCGCUCCAGUCCGCGGAGACGCGCUUCCUCUUCAGCGCGAGGACACUCUUAAUGAUCGCGCACGUGCAGAAGUAACCUCCGGAUGCGAGGAUGAACCUUUCCAGAGCGCCGCUGGCGGAAGCGCAGAGUCGCACGGAAGCGUGGCGCGCGAGAGCUGCACCGAGAAGAGCACGCGGACGGCGGCGAAAAAGAAAACGCGCACCAUCUUUUCCAAGCGGCAGAUCUUCCAGCUGGAGUCCACUUUCGACGCCAAGCGCUAUUUGAGCAGCGCGGAGCGCGCGUGCCUGGCCAGCUCUCUGCAGCUCACCGAGACUCAGGUGAAAAUCUGGUUCCAAAACCGGCGGAAUAAAUUAAAAAGGCAGCUGCUGUCGAGUGAAAUGGACUCACCGAGCGCCGAGUUCAGCGACAGCGCAAAGACAGCGGCGUUUCCGCUUUUCUAUAAAGAAAGCGCUUUAUUGGGAAGAUAUUUAUUACCGACACCUCUGCCGCUCGUGUAUCCCGGAAGCAGCGCGCCUUAUUUGUGUUUCUCAAACGCCAACAAAUACUUCGGGCUUUUCGAAGGAGAUGUCUGACUUUCUUAAACCCACUUUUGAAAAGUCACUAUAGGCUAUAUUUUUUUUUUUGCGCUAGGAAAAAUGAGUGUAACACCUCGCUUUUUUUCUAGCCUAAACCUACAAGUAUUCAUUUGUAUCUUGACUGGUUUUUACUGUUGUUGUUUUUGAUUAUUUUAAUUUAGGUUUUUUUUUUUUUUUGUUUUGUUUUGUUUUGUUUUUUUUGGCUUUGUUUUUGUUUUUUGCAGUGAAAGUUGAGAGAUUAGAAUAUCGGCUUUCAGGGACCCGUUUAUUUCUAUGCAAAGCUGAAAAGCUGAUGUUAUUUAUUUAUAAACUUUAACUAUUUUGAUAUAGCCUGACAUAUUUUAUACUGUUAUGACAUCAUAUUGAGCAGCAGCCAUAUCCGCACCAGUGCCAAUCACAUCGACAGAACAUCAAUACAAACGUUUACACUAUUAUUAUUAUUAUUAUUAUUAUUAUUAUUAUUAUUAUUAGCCUACAACUUCGCCAAAGAUCGAUGGCUGCAUGUGUGUUUUUAUUUUUUAUAACCUCCUGCAUAUAGGCGAACAGUACCUCCCAAACGAGCUCAGUUCAACCCAUUUUAAAUGAAUGUAAAUGCUAUUAUUUUUUUUGUUAUUCGUUUACUGCAUGUUUAUUUUUAUCAUCAUAAUUUCUUACUGGUGUAACGUGGCCAAGUAGCUAACAUAUAGGCCUCUUCACACUUUUUAAAAUUAAAUUUCCUAUUUUACACUUA
Molecule: messenger RNA, 1535 nt
Organism: Ictalurus punctatus (channel catfish)
Lineage: Eukaryota; Metazoa; Chordata; Actinopteri; Siluriformes; Ictaluridae
Gene: hmx4
Product: H6 family homeobox 4
Exons: 2
Coding region: 116-802 (228 amino acids)
Biological process (GO): regulation of transcription by RNA polymerase II
Cellular component (GO): nucleus
Molecular function (GO): DNA-binding transcription factor activity, RNA polymerase II-specific; RNA polymerase II transcription regulatory region sequence-specific DNA binding
Source: RefSeq, a predicted model, not a curated record